UUUCAGGCUCGUGUCAGGACAAAGACGGUCAAAAAGGCUGCACGUGUCAUUAUUGAGAAAUAUUACACCAAGUUGACACAAGAUUUUCAUACAAACAAAAGGGUAUGUGAGGAGAUUGCCAUCUUACCUAGCAAGAAGCUAAGGAACAAAGUUGCUGGAUUUGUAACCCAUUUAAUGAAGCGUAUCCAGAGAGGCCCAGUACGUGGUAUCUCCAUCAAACUUCAGGAGGAAGAGAGAGAAAGGAGAGACAACUAUGUACCAGAGAUCUCUUUCAUUGACCAGAAUGACAUCAUUGAAGUUGACCCAGACACCAAGGAGAUGUUGAAGGCUUUGGACUUUGGCAACCUCCAGGGACUACAGGUCACCCAGCCAGUAUCAUCAGUCCAGAGAUUUAGUGGUCCAAACAGACCAAAUUAAAUAAAACUUCUAUGGACAAUUA
Molecule: messenger RNA, 439 nt
Organism: Mytilus trossulus (common blue mussel)
Lineage: Eukaryota; Metazoa; Mollusca; Bivalvia; Mytilida; Mytilidae
Product: small ribosomal subunit protein eS17-like
Exons: 4
Biological process (GO): translation
Cellular component (GO): ribosome
Molecular function (GO): structural constituent of ribosome
Source: RefSeq, a predicted model, not a curated record